AUGCAAAAAUUGGGUGGUUAUGAAUUUUGGAAGAGUAUUGGUUCUCCAAAGUUUGUCUGUGCUCCGAUGGUGGAUCAAAGUGAAUUACCCUUUCGAUUAUUGAUAAAGGAAUAUGGAGUGACUCUGGCAUACACUCCCAUGCUGCAUGGAAGAUAUUUUCAAAAUGAUAAGAAAUAUCGACAACGGUAUUUUCAAUUCGAACCAGAAUUGGAAGUACCUGUUUUUGCUCAAUUUUGCACACAUGAUCCAAAUAUUUUUGUGAAUUGUGGAAAGCUGGCAUGGGAAAUGAGUGGAGGUAAAAUUGCAGCUAUUGAUUUGAAUUUAGGAUGUCCACAAAGAAUUGCAAAAAGAGGAAGAUAUGGAUCCUUUUUAAUGGAAGACUUUGAUUUGGUUUAUUCCAUUAUCAAUAAGGCUCAUUUGGAGCUUCCAAUACCUGUCACUGCCAAGAUUCGCAUUUUUGAAGAUUUACAAUUGACACUCCAAUAUGUGGAUACCGUGGUUUCGGCAGGAGCUCAAGUUCUUUGCGUACAUGGUCGAACGAGAGCACAAAAAGGCCCUUUCCAAAAUUAUGCAGAUUGGAACGUCAUUAAAGCAAUUCGAGAACACGUCCCGCAAAUACCAGUCAUUGCAAACGGAAAUAUUAGAACGUAUCAGGACGUACUUGAUUGUCUGCAAUAUACUGGAGUGGAUGCAGUAAUGAGCGCUGAAGCACUGUUAGAGAACCCAUCACUAUUCAAUAAGGGAGAGCAUGUGCAUCCACUGCAGGUGUGUGACCGUUAUGUGGAUAUUUGUAAACAUCAUUUUCCACCUGAUCAUAACAACAUUAAGAGACAUUUAUUUCGAAUUUUGGAUAGAUCUUUGGGUGGAGCUGAAAAUAAUGAUUUGCGAAUUAUGCUUGGAAAAGCCAAGUUGUGGGAACAUUAUCGAGGAUUUGUGGAUCAUAUCAAGGAACAUCAAGAACGAUUAGAUUUUUCGAAUUACAUUGUUGAUUACGAACCAUCCAUUCGAGUGGUUGAAGAUCCAGAAAAUCAUCCAAUCAUUAAGAAUCCAAAAAAGAAUCGUCAAGAGGAUGAUGUCGCAAGUGAUAACGGUGACAACAGCUGUUGUGAAGAAGAGGAAGAUGUAGAAUAA
Naegleria lovaniensis is the source of this 1131-nucleotide messenger RNA. RefSeq lists its product as uncharacterized. The transcript is spliced from 5 exons. Lineage: Eukaryota; Heterolobosea; Eutetramitea; Acrasida; Naegleriidae. Bases 1 to 1131 code for a protein of 376 amino acids. Gene Ontology annotation, molecular function: flavin adenine dinucleotide binding; tRNA dihydrouridine synthase activity. Gene Ontology annotation, biological process: tRNA processing. The record is from RefSeq and is a predicted model, not a curated record.